AUGGGCUCUGCCUACUAUGCUGGUGCUGUGGUUGGUAUGGGCUCAAAUUGGUACCUUCCAAACAAAUUCGGACGAGUACGCACCAUUCAGAUUGGUUGUCUAGUCUCGUUGCUUGGUGCUUCACUGCAAACUGGCGCACAAAACUAUGCCACCUUUGUGACCGGUCGCGUUAUUGGUGGCUUCGCCUCAGGCCUGAUUUUCGUCGUCUGCCCGGCCUAUGCUUCUGAGAUCGCCCCUCCUCGGAUCAGAGGAAGAGUCGGUGGAUUCUAUUCGGGAUUGGGAUUCUAUUUCAUCAAGGGUGACGUCUCGUGGCGUCUCUUACUCGGAUGCCAGCUCAUCCCGGGGUCUCUAAUGUUUGCGUGCUCAUUCUGGAUGCCUGAAUCGCCUCGAUUUCUAGCCUACGUCGACCGCAAUGACGAGGCACUUGCCAUUCUCAAAAGACUGCACGGAACCGCACACGAGGAAGGGGAUGAUUUCUACAAGCGUGAAUACCACCAGAUCAAGGCCCAGAUCGAGUUGGACAGAGAAGAGCGCCUCGGGGUCAAGGCGAUCUGGGCUAAGCCGUCCUAUCGGAAGCGGUUCUUACUCGUGGUUGGAUAUGCCUUUGCAUGCAUGCUCUCGGGGGUCAUUGUGAUCCAGAACUAUCAGGUCAUUCUUUAUACGAACGUGGGCUUCACCGCUGUCAUGUCCCUCAUCCUUACUGGAGUCUGGGGUACUGUUGGAACAAUUUCAGCAACCUACUCGGCGUUUUGCUUCGACAGAAUGGGUCGGCGACCAACAAUGAUUUUCUCAUAUGUCCUCAUCAUUCUCGGAACCCUCAUCACGUGCAUUACAUGGGCAAUCUAUGAGAAGAACGGGAGCACAGACCGAUCACUCGCAAAUGGCAUCAUUGUCGCUAUGUUCCUUGUCUGCGUUGGAUAUAGUGGGCCCGCGAACGCUUUUCUGGCUACUUACCCUGCGGAAAUCAUGCCGACUUCGAUCCGUCCAGUGGGUGUUGCCGUGUCAUAUAUGACACAGCACAUCCUGAUCAUUAUCCUGGUUCAAUUCACUCCUCAGGCGAUAGAGACGAUCUCAUGGAAGUUCUUCCUCAUCUUCGUAUGCUCGUCGUUCCUCUACUUCAUUGUAUUCCUCGUCUUCUACCCGGAAACACGGUACAAGACACUCGAGGAAAUUGAGGCUAUUUUUGGAGAUAAAGUUGCUGAGACCCUUGAUGAAGCAGGCCAGCACGAUGGUAAAAUCAUCCAGGAAUCUGGCCAGGAUGAGAAAACGCGCAGCAACCAGCACAUCGACUCUGUCCCCAUCGACACCCAUACCAAUACCCAGUCGAACCCCUGA
Exophiala mesophila is the source of this 1335-nucleotide messenger RNA. RefSeq lists its product as uncharacterized. NCBI's taxonomy places the organism in Eukaryota, Fungi, Ascomycota, Eurotiomycetes, Chaetothyriales, Herpotrichiellaceae. Gene Ontology annotation, molecular function: carbohydrate:proton symporter activity. Gene Ontology annotation, cellular component: membrane. The transcript is spliced from 6 exons. The record is from RefSeq and is a predicted model, not a curated record. Gene Ontology annotation, biological process: transmembrane transport; carbohydrate transport. The coding region runs from base 1 to 1335 and encodes 444 amino acids.